This is a messenger RNA of Thalassophryne amazonica, 2959 nucleotides long. Its product is annotated as polypeptide N-acetylgalactosaminyltransferase 5. The coding region runs from base 266 to 2566 and encodes 766 amino acids. The record is from RefSeq and is a predicted model, not a curated record. The transcript has 10 exons. Gene Ontology annotation, cellular component: Golgi apparatus. Lineage: Eukaryota; Metazoa; Chordata; Actinopteri; Batrachoidiformes; Batrachoididae.
AGUGGACAUCGGCAGCGUCCACGGUGUCCUCCUCCUCGCUCUCAGUACCGAGAAGUUUUCUCCGCUCAGCGAAGACGCUUCUGUUUGGAAACGAGUUUGGUGACUUUUCCAGGUCGGAGAUGACGGAAGUUACGCGGCAUGACAGAGUAAAAUCUGUGUGUGUGACUGCUGUGUUUCUGACACUCAGUCAGCGCUUCACGGAGUAUUUUUGUAGUUAUGCCACGCAGGCACCUAUGGUUUAGAAUUACAGUGUUCGUUUUUAAUCAUGGAUGUGGUUUUUAAGAAGCUGAGAACCUGGAAGCGCUCCUUGCGGGGCAGCGGCAGAGUUCUGGUGUUUGUCUUCGUGGCUUCUGUCCUCUGGCUGCUCUUUGACAUGGCCGCGCUGCGCGUGUCCAUCAACGACGCCAACACCAGCAUGCUGCGGGACCGAAUGAUCAUGGAGAGGGACAAGCUGAUGAGGCAAAGGGCCCGCAAGGGGACCCACCUGAUGGUGAAGGGCUUCGAACCCGCAAGAGGCCUGGCGGACGGCUUUGAUCCUCAAGAAGCCAAGAAACAGGAACAGCUGUUGAGGCUCAAUAAGCUCAGGGAUUUUGACCAGCAAGAACAUAAAUCUGCAGCUCCUGAAGAUGAUGGAGCUGUGGCUCCAAAGCAGGAUCCUCCUGCCAAAAAAGCUGUCAACCUGGAUGGGAAUGGACCCAAAGCUGAAGCCAAUAUUGGUAAAGUCGCGACCAAAGUGGUGCCUGUUGUUCAGGAAAACGGGCAAAACUCAAAGGACUCUCAAGGUGCUCAAGAUGUUCCACACAAUAUGGAUUCAAAGACGCACGAAACACAUAAUGUUAACAUCACAACAGCACAUGUGACAAUUUCCAACAAGAACAAGCAGGAGACAAAGUUUGUUGAAAGUGAUCCAGAUGCCGCUAAGGAACUCCCAAAACAUAGAGAAGAACUGAAGCUUCAAGUAGGAGAGGAGUCCAAGGACAUGUCAACUCAUGUCCGAAAGCCAAGUGUCCACAAAGUGCUUUCCUUGGAUGUGACUCGUUCUCCGAGAGACGUCAACGCAGUGGGACAGUUUGGGCAACCGGGAGUCCUUCCCAGUGACGCAGACGAACAGGUGAAGAAGAGAUGGGGCGAAGGACAUUUUAAUGUCUACCUCAGCGACCAGAUCCCGGUGGACCGAGCUAUUCCAGAUACCAGGCCUGAGAUGUGUGCACAGAGUCUGAUUCACGACGAUUUGCCGACCACCAGUGUGAUUUUCUGCUUCGUGGAUGAAGUGUGGUCCACGCUCCUCCGUUCUGUGCACAGUGUCCUCAACAGGUCGCCACCACACCUCAUCAAAGAGAUCAUUCUUGUAGAUGAUUUUAGCACCAAAGAGUAUCUGAAGGAGCCACUGGAUAGGUACAUGCUCCAGUUUCCCAAAGUGCGAAUCAUUCGCCUGAAGGAGCGCCAGGGCCUGAUCAGGGCCAGGAUGGCUGGAGCUGCUGCUGCCAAAGGUGAAGUCCUCACCUUCCUCGACUCCCACAUUGAAUGCAACGUGGGCUGGCUGGAGCCGAUGUUGGAGAGAAUCUACCAGAAUCGUAAGAAAGUGCCCUGUCCCACUAUUGAAGUCAUCAGUGAUAAGGACAUGAGUUACUUGAAAAUUGACAACUUCCAAAAAGGUGUUUUUGAUUGGUCUUUGAUGUUUCGCUGGCGACCAAUACCACAAGAAGUGAUUAAGAAGACUAACUUGAGUAUUUCAGAUCCACUAAGAUGCCCCGUGAUGGCUGGAGGUCUCUUCUCUAUAGAUAAGAACUAUUUCUUUGAACUUGGAGCUUAUGAUCCUGGACUGGAUGUGUGGGGUGGAGAGAACAUGGAGAUUUCAUUUAAGAUCUGGAUGUGCGGUGGAGAAAUCGAGAUUCUCCCGUGCUCUCGAGUGGGACAUAUUUACCGAGGACAGAAUCCCUACAAUUUCCCCAAGGACAAGUACAAAACGGUGGCGCGCAACCUGGCGCGGGUGGCUGAAGUGUGGCUCGAUGAGUACAAGGACCUUUUCUACGGUCAUGGCUACCUCCACCUGCUGGACAAAAAGGUGAAUGACAUCGGCGACCUCACUGUACAGAUUGAGCUGAGAAAGAAACUCCAGUGCAAAAGCUUCAAGUGGUACCUGGACAACGUGUACCCGGAUAUGGAGGCUCCCCUCGUCAAAGCUGAGGGCCUGAUGUUCAAUCUCGGCUUGAGAAAAUGUCUCAGUCUGCAGAACAGCUCCUUGGUGUUUGAGACGUGUGACCUGAGCAAGCAGGCGCAGCAGUUUAAUUACACCUGGACCAGGCUUGUUUGCCAAGGAGAUUUAUGCCUUGCUGCUCAUAAGAACUUGAGUUUGACACUACAGUUAUGCGACAACACAAAGCCAGAACUCCGCUGGUUUCACAAGUCCUCCAGCACCACACUGGUAGGCCACCUGUUGCCGGAGUUUGUGUCACGCCACGUGUGCCUGGAGGCAAGACCGCAGGGCGACACUGUUCACUUUCAACAGUGCGACUCCAACAAUUCCUUUCAAAAGUGGGAGUUUACACAGUACCACACUCAGUGACCACAGCGCUUUUAAGUGCUAAAUGUGCUGUAGUGGUCCAGUGUUGCAGACCGAACGGUCCGCCCCUAAAAAUCGGUCUGCCUGCCUUCACCGCGCAUGCGUCAUUUCGGACCACAGCAGCACGUCUGAGACGGCGUCUCUUCACCCAAAGCAAUCAAAUGGAUUAAUGGGAUUAUUAACCUUUUAGAUGAUAAAGGUAAAACCUCUUAAAUCAUUCUAAAGUCAGUUUUAAGCAGAAACUUGGCGAAACUCCAUGACGCUUCGAAAUGACCAACACGCAGUGAACGCAUCAGCUCGCAGAUCAUGUAGCUGCGGCGCUCUGAUCGCUUCCUCUGUCUUUUAUUCUGAAAUAACGCUGAAUUUAUGUGGAAAUGAUUGUUGAACAAAAGCUUC